AUGGGUCUUCAAAGCAAAUCACUUUUUUUCAUUCUUACUACAGUAUUACUCAUUUCAAUCACAAAACUCUUACAUUCUUAUUUUUCUUUACCUUUUUCUCCAUUCUAUCUUUCUAUUGCUGUUGCCACCAUCAUCACAUACUUGUUUUCCUCAACCUCUUCUAAAAAGCACACAACCACUCUCCCUCCAGGCCCUCUCUGUGUGCCUAUAUUUGGUAACUGGUUACAAGUUGGCAAUGACUUAAAUCACCGUCUUCUAGCUUCAAUGUCACAAAACUAUGGACCCGUGUUCCUACUCAAACUUGGUUCCAAAAACUUGGUGGUUGUCUCAGACCCAGAACUUGCCACCCAAGUCCUCCACUCACAAGGUGUAGAAUUCGGUUCUCGCCCACGAAACGUUGUGUUUGAUAUCUUCACAGGAAAUGGCCAAGACAUGGUCUUCACGGUUUAUGGUGAUCACUGGCGCAAAAUGAGAAGAAUAAUGACACUGCCAUUUUUCACAAACAAGGUUGUACACAACUAUAGUAACAUGUGGGAAGAAGAGAUGGAGUUGGUUGUGCGUGACCUCAAUGCCAAUGAGAGAGUGAGAAGUGAAGGGAUAGUUAUCAGAAAGCGUCUUCAGCUGAUGCUGUAUAACAUCAUGUAUAGAAUGAUGUUUGAUGCCAAGUUUGAGUCUCAAGAAGACCCUUUGUUCAUUCAGGCCACGCGCUUUAACUCUGAGAGAAGCCGUUUGGCUCAGAGUUUUGAAUACAAUUACGGAGACUUUAUUCCUUUGCUAAGGCCAUUUUUGAGGGGCUACCUCAACAAGUGUAAGGACUUGCAAUCUAGGAGGUUGGCAUUCUUCAACAACUACUACGUUGAGAAAAGAAGAAAAAUAAUGGCCGCCGAUGGGGAGAAGCACAAGAUAACCUGUGCAAUUGAUCACAUCAUAGAUGCUCAGAUGAAGGGAGAAAUAAGUGAAGAGAAUGUAAUAUACAUCGUAGAGAACAUAAAUGUUGCAGCAAUAGAGACAACAUUAUGGUCCAUGGAGUGGGCAAUAGCAGAAUUGGUGAAUCAUCCAACAGUGCAAAGCAAGAUUCGUGAUGAGAUAUCAAAAGUUCUUAAAGGGGAGGCAGUUACAGAAUCCAACCUAAACCAGCUACCAUACUUACAAGCCACAGUGAAAGAGACACUAAGACUACACACCCCAAUACCUCUAUUGGUGCCUCACAUGAACCUUGAAGAAGCAAAACUAGGAGGUUAUAAAAUUCCAAAAGAGUCUAAGGUGGUAGUGAAUGCAUGGUGGCUUGCUAACAACCCAUCAUGGUGGAAAAACCCACAUGAGUUUAGGCCUGAAAGGUUCUUGGAAGAGGAAAGUGCAACAGAUGCUGUGGCUGGAGGCAAGGUUGAUUUUAGGUUCGUGCCAUUUGGUGUGGGUAGGAGGAGUUGCCCCGGGAUCAUUCUUGCAUUACCAAUAUUGGGACUUGUCAUUGCUAAGUUGGUGUCAAAUUUUCAUAUGAGUCCUCCAAAUGGGACAAAGAUUGAUGUGAGUGAAAAAGGAGGGCAAUUUAGCUUGCACAUUGCUAACCACUCUACUGUGUUGUUCCAUCCAAUUAGGACAUGA
Abrus precatorius (Indian licorice) is the source of this 1602-nucleotide messenger RNA. Its product is annotated as cytochrome P450 CYP73A100-like. The record is from RefSeq and is a predicted model, not a curated record. The transcript is spliced from 2 exons. Gene Ontology annotation, molecular function: heme binding; monooxygenase activity; oxidoreductase activity, acting on paired donors, with incorporation or reduction of molecular oxygen. NCBI's taxonomy places the organism in Eukaryota, Viridiplantae, Streptophyta, Magnoliopsida, Fabales, Fabaceae. The coding region runs from base 1 to 1602 and encodes 533 amino acids.